AGGUUAUACUCCAGAGUCCAAGUGGAAGGAUUCUCCCUUACAAGAGCUGUGUGACAGUGUGAGUUCAUCUAUUGCAGGCGGAGGUUUCUGCUUUUUUUGAUCGAUCGGUGAGUUUUCUGAAACACCUUCUUCUAUUUCAAGUUUGAUUCUAUUAUACACAACGGAGCAUAUUGGGUGAGUGAAAACAGCAAAAUAUAAUUUCUAGUUCAUUUCUAGAAAUAGCUCAUUUCUAGGAGGUGCAACUUUUAUCGGUGGAAAUAGUUCAUUUCUAGUCCGUGUCUGUAAUGUCUUUUGACACCGGGCUUCUCUUCUGGUUGCUGCUCCUGAGCAGUUCAUCGUUGUGUUUUGGUUCUGAACUUGAUAUCCAAUGCCUGAAGAGUGUAAAGCGAUCGCUGAUCGAUCCUAGUGGAAUACUCAGAUCGUCAUGGAAAUUUUCUCAGGAUGGAACCACAAAUUCCAUAUGCAAUUUUAUGGGCGUGAUAUGCUGGAACCCUGACGAAAACAGGAUUCUAGGUUUGUCUCUCGGCAGUCUAGGACUGCAAGGCCAAUUUCCUCGAGGUCUUGAGCAUUGUACAUCUCUGGUUAGACUGGACUUGUCAAAUAACAGUCUUUCAGGGCCCAUCCCUUCUGGCAUCUCAUGGCAGCUGCCGGAUUUGUCAUCUCUGAACCUCUCCUACAAUCGUUUUUCAGGCGAAAUACCUGUUAAUAUCAGUGAGAUGACAUAUCUAUAUAGUAUCGGCCUUCAGCACAACAAGCUGACCGGUUCAAUUCCAGGGAAAUUCGCUCUGCUUUCUCGGUUAGAGUCGUUCAAUGUUUCAGACAAUUUACUGUCUGGCCCUAUUCCAGUUGCUUUAUCAAAGUUUUCGACUUCAUGCUUUUCUGGGAACCAAGGUCUCUGCGGUGUACCGUUUGAUAGUUGCAGCACAAGCUACGGUGACUACAGUAUCGGAAUAAUCGGAGCGGCCGUCGGGUUCGUCGUGGGUUUUGUGGGAGCCUUGUACAUCUCUCACUGCCUCUUCUUUCUACGGGACGCGCCGGCCCUACGUCUAUCACACACAUGAGAUGUAUUUGUUCUGAAACCAAAUGAGAUUUCUGGAGGCCAAAUGAGCACUCCAAAAGCAGUCAGUACUCCCUCCGUUUCACAAUAUAAGUCAUUUUAACAUUUUUCACAUUCAUAUUGAUGCUAAUAAAUCUAAAUAGAAAUAUAUGUCUAGAUUCAUUAGCAUCAAUAUAAAUAUGGUAAAUGUUAGAAUGACUUAUAUUGUGAAACGGAGGAAUUAGUAUCUUUUUCCCCUUAAGCAGUAUUGCAGCAAUAUGUAUAACCAGGCUUAGCAAGGGCCGGUGUUUCCGUGUUCACAUGGGAAAAAUGUUCAGCCUACUUCCCGAUAUCAA
This is a messenger RNA of Oryza sativa Japonica Group (Japanese rice), 1392 nucleotides long. Its product is annotated as probably inactive leucine-rich repeat receptor-like protein kinase At5g48380. The record is from RefSeq and is a predicted model, not a curated record. Gene Ontology annotation, molecular function: protein binding. Lineage: Eukaryota; Viridiplantae; Streptophyta; Magnoliopsida; Poales; Poaceae.